CCGAAUUGUGUAGGCGCCGUGUAUGGGAAACACGUGCAGAUUCAGGCCCCACCAAAUUCAGGCAGCCUAUACUUCAACUAUAAAGUAAUGUACACAUUGACCCGUUUUUGUUUGUAAAUCACUAUUUUCUCAAUAUUAACCAUUCAUCAUUCCAGGGCACAUACUCUAUAGUACUUAUGGCUAUAGUUGACAGCAAUCUGAAGUUUAUCCUUGUAGCCGUUGGGGCCUAUGGGCGGCAGAGCGAUGGCGGAACACUCGGAGCCUCAAGGCUAGGGAAAUUCUUGGAGCGUGGCCUCCUUGGUCUCCCGGCACCAAAAUGCUUACCAGAGACUUCAACGGUGGCACCCCACGUUUUCGUAGGGGACGAAGCGUUCCAGCUUCGCCCCGACUUUCUUCGGCCUUACCCAGGUAGAGGCCUAGAUGAAGGCAAACGAAUAUUCAACUAUCGGCUCAGUCGUGCAAGGAGGUGUGUUGAAAACGCAUUCGGGGUGAUGGCCUCGAGAUUUCGCAUUUUUCGCCGAGUUAUUAACUUGCUCCCCGAGAAUGCAGAUUAUGUGGUAACGGCUGCAUGUGUGCUGCACAAUUUUCUGAGCGAAGAUGCAGCUUACAUGCCACCAAACUAUGCGGACUCGGAAGACUGCUACGGUAACGUGACUGAAGGCCAGUGGCGGGAAGAAGACACCCAAGCCAUGCUUGAAUUGGCGCCUCCGGUGGGCCAUAACUACAGUCGUAGUGCAGCUGCAACAAGGGAGAUUUUCAAGGGCUAUUUUAAUAGCACGCAAGGAGCCGUGCCAUGGCAGUGGGCAUCAGCUGGACUGCGGCACUGAAGACAAUGCUCUGUGCCACCUCUCUCUCUCUCUGUCUCUCUCUGUGUGUGUGUGUGUG
This is a messenger RNA of Dermacentor andersoni, 885 nucleotides long. RefSeq lists its product as uncharacterized. The record is from RefSeq and is a predicted model, not a curated record. Lineage: Eukaryota; Metazoa; Arthropoda; Arachnida; Ixodida; Ixodidae.